AUGAUCUCAAAAAAUACAUAAGAAUUAUUUAUAAAUCUACUUCUAUAAAUUAAUGAUGAAACUUAAAAAAUUAACAAUUUUCGUUAUUAAUUAGCAUAAAAUCCGUAUUGUAUUCCUUAAACAUUAUUUAAAAGGCUUGAUAGACUAGAAUAAAAUUACAUUUCAAUAGCCAAUAUAUAAGAGUUCAUGACAAAUAAUGGUUUAUUUUAUAUAUAAGAUUAAAUUAAAUAAUAUAUGUAUCUUUAUGAUUAAAAUAAUGAUCUUUUUUGGUCAUACUAAGAUUUUAAAGAAGCUAUAAUGCCUUCUGAGAAUCCUUAAUUAACACAAAUAGUUGAAAACAGAAAAGUUAUUGAUAUUUAAAAAUACUAAAUGUUACCUUCUGAUGUCGAACUUGCCCUUUCAAGACUAUUUGAAGUAGAAAUAUUAGCUUUAUAGAGACUUAAUUAACAAAAAAAAAUUCUUUUAGAGAACUUUGAAUUAAAAGAUAACCCAGAAAUACUAUUUUAUGUAAUAGAUACAUUAAAUUGUGGUUGUAUAAAUGUCGAAAAUUUAAAAAAAUAUUUAUAAAAUAAAGGGAUUAUAUAUAAUAUAAAUGAAAGAGAUAUAAUAAAUUAUAUAAAUUUAUAUUAAAAAAAGCUUGUAAAAACCUAAUAAAUAUAAAAGUAGGAUUUUCUGUAAUUUUUAUAUUUUUUUGAAAAAAACAAUGAAAAAAAAUAAAAAACACUAUUUGAAAAAAAUGCCUUUUUAUUAGAAAAAAAAAAUAAGGAAAAUUUACUUACUUAUACUUUCUAAUUAUAAAAUCAUUCAGAAUAAACUAAAGCUAUUUUUUUUAAUUAAAGAACGUUAAUUUCUAUAUAAAAUCAUUAAAAAAGGAAUCUAAAAUAAACUAAAAAUUUAAAUAAAAAAUCAAAUAUAAUAAUUGAAGAAUCUUAAAGAAAAUUUUCUUAAAUUAUUUUACAAAUUAUAAAUCUAGAAAAAGAACAUGAAUAUAUCAAAAAAAAAUUACUAAAUUUUCCUUAAUUUAAUACUCUAAAAGCAUUUAGAUUAUUCGAUAUAGAUGGAAAAGGUAAAAUAAGUGUAAAUGAAAUUAAGAUUUUUUUCGAAAAAAUCGAAUUAUAUCCUCAAAAACACGAUUUGUAUUUAUUUAUUAGAAGAUUCGAUAAAGAUAAUGACGGCUUUUUGACUUUUGGGGAAUUUAAUGAUAUUUUUUUCGGUUUAAAUACUCCUUUAGUGGAAGAUAUAAGAUAUGAUUUAUAAUUUUUAUAAUAAGAUAUAUUCUGUUAAUAGAGUAGACAAAUUUUUAUUUAAUUUUUAUGCACUAUUAUUGAAAAUGAAUGUGCUAUAGAAGGACUGAAACAGAUUUUUUUUAAAAAAAAUAAAUUAAAGGAUAUUUUUUAUUUAAUUGAUUUUGAAAAAAAAGGUUUUUUAAAUUAAUUUGAUAUUUAAAAUUUUAUAGAAAAAGAAGGAAUAUAAAUACCUGAAAAUGAUUUUCAGUAUUUUUUUAGAAGAUUUUUUUAAAGUAAUUAUACACAAAGAGUAUCUUUAGCGUAAUUUUUAAGAGAAUUUACACCAAAAUCUCCUAAAUAAUAUUGA
Molecule: messenger RNA, 1593 nt
Organism: Ichthyophthirius multifiliis
Lineage: Eukaryota; Ciliophora; Oligohymenophorea; Hymenostomatida
Exons: 2
Molecular function (GO): calcium ion binding
Source: RefSeq, a predicted model, not a curated record